UCCAAUUUAUGCCAAAUAAAACAAAUCAUUGAAACUGCUAUGGAUGAUUAGUUUCGUACUCUACGUGGCAUUAAUACGCAUGCGCCUCAAAACCGGAACAAGGACGUGGAAUUUAUUUUAUAAAAAUGACUACAAUACUCUCAUAUUUCUGCUGUAUUCUGCUUAUUCCUGUAAUUUCUGGACUUUAUUUCCACAUCGGAGAAACUGAGAAGAAAUGCUUUAUCGAAGAAAUUCCAGAUGAGACCAUGGUUGUCGGAAAUUAUAAAGUGGAAAUGUAUGACAAAUCAAGAAAUGAAUAUGUGCCUACCGUAUCAGGACUUGGCAUGCAUGUUGAAGUAAAAGAUUCAGAUAUGAAGAUUAUAAUGUCACGGACAUAUGCAGCAGAAGGAAGAUUUACAUUUACAUCUCACACAGCAGGAGAACACAUCAUCUGUCUCCAUAGCAACUCAUCAGCUUGGUUCGGUGGUGGACAACUGCGAGUCCACUUAGACAUCCAAGUAGGAGAGCAUGCCAAUGACUACAAAGAGAUUGCACAGAAGGACAAACUGACAGAGCUCCAACUGAGAGUAAGACAACUGCUAGACCAAGUGGAGCAGAUCACUAAAGAACAGAACUACCAGAGGUACCGUGAAGAACGAUUUAGGCAAACUAGUGAAUCGACCAAUCAGAGAGUCUUAUGGUGGUCCAUUGGCCAGACAUCAAUUCUCCUCGUCACUGGAUUCUGGCAGAUGCGACAUCUAAAAUCUUUCUUUGAGGCCAAGAAAUUAGUAUAAAUGAAAGUAUUACUCUAGGAAAUUUAAAAAAUGGAAGAAGUAAACA
Molecule: messenger RNA, 819 nt
Organism: Owenia fusiformis
Lineage: Eukaryota; Metazoa; Annelida; Polychaeta; Sabellida; Oweniidae
Source: the annotation of a GenBank genome assembly